AUUGACCGUCUGCUGCCGGGGAUCAGAGAGCGUUGCCAUUGCUCCGGGCCAUCCGAGGCAGAGUUGAUUCUUGCUCGCAGCCUUCAGUGGCCAGUGUGGUUUAAUCGCAUCAGCGCAGUUUCUCGAGGUCCUACAAGCUGGGCUCUUUGCAAGAUUUUUUCUCUCCAAGCGAUUACCUUGCGGGAAACUAAUACGGAGCUGCGUGUUGCUUUCCCCUGAGCCAUUAGGAUAUUAAAUCGGAAGAAUCCCCAUGGAUGCAAUGAAAUUAACACUCUGGUUCCUGGUGGCUGCAGCUGUAAACGACGAUGUGCUCUCACAAAAAGUACGGCUGGAGAUGCCAAGCACCAAACGGGUCUCCAUUGGCGAUAGAGUUGUCUUAACCAGUCUGAUUAUCACUGCCUCGUCAGAUAUGAACGUCACGUUUGUCAGUUGGAGGAAAGAGAAGAGCAGAACGAUGUUAAUUUACCAGGACAACAGAAUUAUAGCAACGUCUGACUAUCGUAACCGUGUUGGUUUCCUGCAUUCGAAGCUAAACAGAGAUGUGUCUAUAUAUAUCAACAACACCACUUUAGCUGAUACAGCUCUCUAUACUUGCAUGAUAAUUACUACAAAUCCUGAUGGCGUUCAAGAGAAAACAACCAAUCUGUCCGUGCUGAUUCCACCCUCAACACCAAAAUGCUACAUGUACGGGACUCAGUUUAUUGGGCAUAACGUGACUCUGACCUGCCGCUCGACACGGGGAAAACCAGUCCCCACCUAUACCUGGCAACGCAAUACCCCCAAGCCGCAGUUUUUUAACUUCCCAGCCCACAACUCUCAAAUGGGAACUCUGAUACUGAGGAACCUCACCAAGGAGAUGUCUGGAUUAUACAUUUGCAGGUCCAUAAAUUCAAUAGGGAAUGCAUCAUGCUCAAUACAGAUGGAUGUGACAACUUCAAAUAAAGCAGGAUUCUUCGCUGGGGCUAUUAUUGGGGCAUUCUUGGGGAUAUGUUUGCUGGUCGCUAUCAUUGCCUUCUUCUGCAUCUAUCAAAGGAAAAGAAAAUUUGAAAAGGAGGAGGAUCUGGCUAAUGAGCUAAAAGAGGAUUCUCAGGCACCAGUGGGAAACGUAUGGAUGAAGAAUGGGAGCUCUGACAUCAUCUCCAAAAAUGGCACCCUGUCUUCAGUGAAUAGCACAAUGCGCGCCUACAAGCCGUAUCCCGCCAAGCCACCGUCGGACACUGCGUCAACUAUCACCGCAAUGAACGUCAGUCGCGCCGGAAGUGGCAAACGUCCAAAAAGUGCCCAAAGACCAGCUACUGCACCGACUGUCAACACUCACCACUCUAGUCCUUCCCCCAAGUGGCAGAACGGAGCCCGGCAGCAGACACCGGAACAGGAGCCCACGUUGCCCCCAAUGUCCUCAUCAAAUCUUGCCAGGAUGGGGGCGGUGCCAGUCAUGGUGCCAGCUCAGAGUAAAUUCGGAUCACUGGUGUAGGGGCACCUUGGCAGUACCAUGGCACGAGAUUCUCCAGUGAUUUUCCUCAUGUUACCAAACAAUAGGCUUCGGAUGCAACCUAUUCAUGGUUGCAGUACAACAUUGUUUACAAUUACCUGAAGUCUCGUAAACCUCGUUUUAAAACAUUUUACAGCUAGAAAUCUAAAGAAGCCAGAAGUAAAACAUUUAGUGGAUUGAUGAGCUGAGAACUAUUUCUACCUUGGUAUCCCACUAACAUUUCAAACAUACUACUUUCUCCAGACUGAAUCCUUAUAAUCCUAGCUCUACUUCUGGUUGUUCUCAUCUUGACACCAAACUAACGUUCCUCAAGCACUUCAAUUCAACAUAUGGCUUGUUUUAAAGGUUAUCCAUUCAAUUUUAGUUAUACCCAUAAAAAGUACUGAGAAUCACACUUGCUAAUCCCCACUGAAGAGGAAUUCAGACAUGACUACUGACUCACAUCACAAUGUAUCAUUUUUCUGGGCAGUUUACAUUUUCUUCUUUGUAGCUUUUAUCCCCCAGCUCUAUAAUAUGAGAUAACAGCAUGACAACAUAAUCUAAUGCUUUUGUCAGCAUCACUUCACCUUUUAGGUUGAAUCAUCCUUGCAUACAGAAGAUUAUGAUGAUCAGAUCAAAGCAAU
Molecule: messenger RNA, 2115 nt
Organism: Amblyraja radiata (thorny skate)
Lineage: Eukaryota; Metazoa; Chordata; Chondrichthyes; Rajiformes; Rajidae
Gene: esama
Product: endothelial cell adhesion molecule a
Exons: 7
Coding region: 251-1474 (407 amino acids)
Biological process (GO): homophilic cell-cell adhesion
Cellular component (GO): adherens junction; plasma membrane
Molecular function (GO): cell-cell adhesion mediator activity
Source: RefSeq, a predicted model, not a curated record